GAAUACCUACUCGUACUUCAACAUGAAGUCCUUUAUCCUGCUAUGUGUUCAGAUCAUUCUAGCGCAGUCGAAGUUACAUCCCCAAGUUAUUACCGACUGGAACAAUUUGCAAAAGGAUUUUAUCGAAAGUUGUUCAAAAGAAGCAAAUCUGGAUCCCACGAUACCGCCAAGAAUUUUGGAAGAUUUGUAUAUGCCCGAUGAAGCCAAUUUUCAGUGCUACAUAAGGUGCGUUAUGAGAAAUAACAAAUUGAUUCUACCGGAUAAUAAUGUAAAUGCCAAGGAACUAGCGGAAGUUGUCCAUAUAACGCCAGAAACGGCCAUGAAAUGUAUAAAAUCUGCAGAAACUGAAACAGAUGUUUGUAGAAAACCAUACCUCGUUGGUAUAUGUUGCAUUGAGAGCAAAUUUGAGACUCAAAGUUGUAAUUCGUAGGUGUUUAGUUUGCUUUUAGCUAGGUAUAUGAACAUUUUUAGAAUGCCUGUACGCACUGUAACGAAGGAUCCGAAUUUUUAACCUGUUAUUAUAGAUUUUCACGAUGUUUAGCCCAGCCACAGAUAUACGUGUAUAUCUGUGGCCCAGCAUUAUGAUAUGCUCGUUUCGUGAACUUAUAUCUUUACGUCUAAUUUGUAAUCAUGAUCAGAUUUAAGAAUGGAGCA
Molecule: messenger RNA, 654 nt
Organism: Photinus pyralis (common eastern firefly)
Lineage: Eukaryota; Metazoa; Arthropoda; Insecta; Coleoptera; Lampyridae
Exons: 2
Coding region: 23-430 (135 amino acids)
Molecular function (GO): odorant binding
Source: RefSeq, a predicted model, not a curated record